AUGAAACCUGAGUCCAAGCCGAGCUACGAGCAUUUGAAUGAAUACUUGAAGACAGAAAUUGAGGCCAUAGACAUCUUAUUGAACUCAGCUAGUCUCGAGGUCAUUCUCAGGAAAAUCUUCAGCUUGAUUGUAUCUCUCUGUCCGGUAAACUUAUUUGAAUCUGUCCUUUCUAAGGAAUGCAGAACUAGAUUCAAAUUGCAACGAAAACUCGAAAGAGAAAUCAUCAGCCAUCCUGAGCUCGACCUUGAGGUCGAGCCUAAAUAUUUAAUCAAAAGCCUCGCUCGUAUUGACCUUUAUGACAAAAAGGUGCUCGAAACUAAGCUUCAGCUAGUACUUUUAAUCAAAAGUUUCCUUGCGUUUUUGAACCUCUUUGAUAGUGAAUACAGGAAGGCUUUCUUCGAUUUUAGAUGGAUCCUUCAGUUUCUACACUGUGCAAGAAGAAUACCACACACUACGAAUUUGAAAGAUAUAUUGUCGUUGGAUUAUGAACGAUCUCUAUCGAUAUUAUGCGCUAAGUCCCUGAUUAAAGAGUUCAAUCACAAUGGAUCGAUCAAAACAAUUGAGGGAGGUGAUUUAAAAAUCGAUCGAUUAGAUAUCCUGGAAGGUAUACUGACAAAUAUUUUGGAUUGUACAGAGCCAUCCAUUUUGACGUGUAGAGAUGAGCUAGAUUAUUUUAUGAUGGAUGACUUUUUUACAGUAAUAGGAGACCUCGAAGAAAUUAUUUCGAUCUUAAAGGGUCCCAUCUGCGAAUUUGAGAUAACGUCUGGUUUGAAGGAAAUCGCGAUAAGGCCUCAACGGAGUCACAUUGACAGUAUGAUACGCAAGUAUAUUCUGGCCUCCACAUUUAAGCUAAAGGGGGAUGAAAGCGUUGUAUUAUGCAUGAAUAAGAUUCUCGUUGGGUUUUUAUUAUAUGGAGGUGUUCAUUUAAUUAUCAUCUUUUUCUUUUUUAAUAUAAGAAGAUAUUACCUUGCUGAUUGUUCCGAAUAUUCGGAUCUAAUUAGCGUGGAUCAUGUCCUUACGAGAAAUUGCGUCAAGCUUGUCGAAGAGAUCUUGAAUGACGGCACGCAUGAGGGUAAGUGGAAUCUAGCACAGAACAUACAAUUUCCACAAGUUCUGCUGAGCAUCACAGAUGACGAUCUGAUCAUGGUGGAUGAAGCAUAUGAGGAGUCAGUACAUGACCAUAAUCAUGAUUUGUCGCUCUUUUUAAGCGCUGUCAAGCUCAAAGCAAAGAGAAAACUGUAUGGGAGUCCAAAAGUUCAGGGUGAAUACUCCAGAAUACAGUGGAACUUGGGCCUAUCUUGGGUAAAGUUUUGGGAAAAUUGUUACGUUGAUAACAAAGGUCCUUUACCAAGUGAAUUGAGGAUUUUUGUGGACCAAUUCUGGAAGGCUGCAUCUUUAAAAGACGUCAAUCAAUCCAAAUCUGAUAAAAAUGUUGUUGACUAA
Molecule: messenger RNA, 1443 nt
Organism: Lachancea fermentati
Lineage: Eukaryota; Fungi; Ascomycota; Saccharomycetes; Saccharomycetales; Saccharomycetaceae
Source: the annotation of a GenBank genome assembly